AUGCCGUCCAACGGUUCAGCCUACUCGGCUACCCUCAGCCCAACCACGACUGCCGUGACACCGACAGCCGAUGGCUUCCCGCCACACGUUCUAUCCUCGUCGAUAUCAUCCAUGGCCUCGGCCCGCACAUCCAAGCGCACUUCGCCCAUCACCAAGACCUAUCACCAAGCCUCUACCCUCUUCCUGACGCGUCGCUUGCCCGAGGCCCUUACCACCUUGCUACCCCUCAUCACAACGCCCCAGCCCGCCGACCAGAAUGGCGCAAACGGUUCCAUGGAGCUGGCACCCGUCGCCAGGGCACCUAGGAAUACGAGAAUCAAGGUCUGGAGCCUGUACCUGACCAUCCUGAAUGCCGUGCUCGAGCUAGACCCGGAUGAGGGCAAGGACAUGUUUGGCACUCAAGAGUGGAGAGCACUGUGCAACAAGGUGCGCGACGGCCUUGUCUGGGAGGAGGUGGUCCGGAACGGCUACCACGGCGUCGAGGGCGACGUUGACUCGGAUGUUGUCAUCAAUCUUGCCACGCUUCUUCUCGCCCACGCCCGCACACAGGGCCUCAACCAGAAGAGGCUCGAGAGCUAUCUCGCCACCUGUAACUCGCCGAACCUAGAUCUUACCCAGCGCCUGAACAGCGGAUCCCGGCCCUCCUACAGAUAUAUGUCUCCCGCUCGGGGUGCCGUCAGUGGCGCCGAUACCCCGCGCGACCUCAACGCCCGCGUCAAGAUCCUCGAGCUCUACACCCUCCACGUCCUUCUUCGCAACAACGAAUGGGAGUACGCCCGCGAGUUUAUCAGCGUAAGCUCUGUCCUCGACGAGGAGCGCCGGGAAGCCUUCCUCCAAGCCCUCCAGAGCCUGCAGGAGGAGCAGCAGGAGGCCGAUCGCCUCGAGCGCGAGGAGCGAGAACGCCAGCAGGAAGAGCUGAAACGUGAUAUCGAAGAAGCGAGGAGAUUGCGUGCUGAGAACGAAAAGAUGGAGCAACGGAGGCUGCAGGAGGAAAAGGAGCGAAAGGCUGCGAGUGCCGCGAGCGAAGCGGCGAAGCAGCCAAAAGGGCUCGCUAUCCAGCGCCAACAAGGGCCCCCGCGGCCCCGGCUCUCGACGGCGCCGCUCACUCUCGGUGACCGGGCCAACCUCAUGAUGCAGAGACUCCAAGGUGUCAUCGAGCAUCUUAGCUCCACAUUCUCCACCAACCCCGUCUUCCUCAUGAGGCUCAUGGCCUUUGUCCUCGGCAUCAUCUUUAUGUUUUCCAGCCGCGCCAUCCGGGAGAAGGUGCAGCGGAUAAUAAAUGGCGCCUGGGGCAAAGUGAGGCAGACCGCUGGUAUGGGCGUCAAGGUCAGCUACAUGUAA
This is a messenger RNA of Parascedosporium putredinis, 1341 nucleotides long. The record is from the annotation of a GenBank genome assembly. NCBI's taxonomy places the organism in Eukaryota, Fungi, Ascomycota, Sordariomycetes, Microascales, Microascaceae.